Microcebus murinus (gray mouse lemur) is the source of this 2107-nucleotide messenger RNA. RefSeq names its product shiftless antiviral inhibitor of ribosomal frameshifting (gene SHFL). Gene Ontology annotation, molecular function: sequence-specific mRNA binding; ribosome binding. Gene Ontology annotation, biological process: innate immune response; viral translational frameshifting. Lineage: Eukaryota; Metazoa; Chordata; Mammalia; Primates; Cheirogaleidae. The record is from RefSeq and is a predicted model, not a curated record.
GACAUGUGACCGACUGCAGAGGCCGCGCCACCUCCCCGCCCGAGGUCUGCGCGCUCCGCCGCAGGGUGCAGACCCCGGGCGCCCGCGCGGGUUCGGGGUGCAAGAGCAGAGGCGGAGCCGGGGCGGAGCCAGCGCGCCGGGUCCCCCUGAAACGAAAGCGAAACAGGGGCCGGGAGGAAGGGCGGAGCCGGCCGAGGCCCCGCCCCCUGCCCUGCGCGGCGGCUGGACCGACGGGCGCGCCCAGGUAGGGGGCGGCUGAGCGCGCAGUGCGGACCCUCGCCGGGACCCGCGCCGCCGCCACCAUGUCUCAGGAAGGUGUGGAGCUGGAGAAGAGCGUCCGGCGCCUCCGGGAGAAGUUUCAUGGCAAGGUAUCCUCCAAGAAGGCGGGGGCCUUGAUGAGGAAGUUUGGCAGCGACCACACCGCAGUGGGGCGCUCCAUCGUGUACGGGGUGAAGCAGAAAGACGGGCAAGAACUGAGCAAUGGCCUGGAUGCCCAGGACCCACCAGAGGACAUGAAGCAAGACCAGGACAUUGAGGCGGUGGCCACCUCCCUCCUGCCGCUGACCCAAGCCAACCUGCGCAUGUUCCAGCGCGCCCAGGACGACCUCAUCCCCGCCGUGGACCGGCAGUUUGCCUGCUCUUCCUGUGACCACGUCUGGUGGCGCCGCGUGCCCCAGAGGAAGGAGGUCUCCCGGUGCCGCAAAUGCCGGAAGCGCUAUGAGCCGGUGCCAGCCGACAAGAUGUGGGGCCUGGCCGAGUUCCACUGCCCGAAGUGUCGGCACAACUUCCGGGGCUGGGCACAGAUGGGGUCCCGGUCCCCCUGCUACGGGUGCGGCUUCCCCGUGUCUCCAACACGGAUCCUCCCCCCGCGCUGGGACCGGGACACGGAUCGCCGCAGCUCCCACACGCACUCCUGCUCGGCCGCCGACUGCUACAACCGGCGAGAGCCCCACGUGCCUGGGACGUCCUGUGCGCACCCCAAGAGCCGGAAGCAGAACCACCUCCCCAAAGUCCUCCACCCCAGCAACCCCCAUAUCAGCAGUGGCUCCACCGUGGCCACCUGCCUCAGCCAGGGCGGCUUGGAAGACCUGGACAACCUCAUUCUGGAGGACCUGAAGGAGGAGGAGGAGGAGGAGGAAGAGGAGGAGGGCGGCGGCAGGCACAGGGAGUGACCCCUGCCAGGCGCAGACACAAAACAGACACGGUCCGUGGAAACUUUGUCUUGUUAUAAAAUACGAUCUCAAACCGCGACAUCAGUGCCCGUGGGGAGCCAUCCGGGUCUGAGCCAUUGGCGGGGGGUUCCUGGGGCCCAUUUGGGGGGCGUCCGGGGUAACAGACCCCAACAUGGGAGGUUCUGUGGGACACGUCAGCACUGAGCCACGAAGGAGGUGUGGCCAGGACAGCCUGGGGCCCCUGGGGCCUGAGGGACAGAUGGACACGUAGUCACGGCCGCAGGGGCCGGAUCAGCAUGGCAGCCUUCUUGAGCGAGUACGCCCCGCCACGGAACUCCGCCCAGUAGACGCCAUCCUGGUAGCGGCUCCGGUAAUGGCCACCGCGGUGCCACACACCGUUGAGGUUGGAGUGGGCGCAGGCAUGGUACCACCAGCCUCCCCGCUGAUACAGGGCACAGUUACCUGAAGGGAGAGAGAGUCCAUGUCCCCUCAUCAGAAUAAAAGCCAGUACCAGCACCUUACAGUGCAAAGCUUUUGCUGGGUAUCCCUUGGCUUUACCUACUCUUAUCAAAUACAAGCCCUAAUCUUCCAUCUCCUCGCCAAAAUAGGAGCCCUUGUCCCCACACCCACUUUCUUCUGAGUAAUAGCCUUAAUUCCUUCCCUAUCUCCUUACCAAAAUACAAGUCACACCUUUCCCACUUUUUCUGCAAACUAGGAGUCUGCUGCUCAUUUCUUUAUCAAGGAAAAAACAAAUCUUCUCUACUUCUAGAAAUAGAGUUCUAGCUUUCACCCUCUCUCUGCCCUUCCCCAGAACAGGGGUCUUGACUCUUUUAUUGCCUCAUCAGAGAAGGAAUUUGGGUUCCCCAUUUCCUCACCAGAAUACAAAGUCCUGUCCCUUGUUCUCUUGCCAGAAUAAAAGCUUGCUUAUCCUAAUA